This is a messenger RNA of Amaranthus tricolor (Joseph's coat), 2203 nucleotides long. Its product is annotated as histone-lysine N-methyltransferase SUVR4-like. The record is from RefSeq and is a predicted model, not a curated record. The transcript is spliced from 10 exons. Gene Ontology annotation, cellular component: nucleus. Lineage: Eukaryota; Viridiplantae; Streptophyta; Magnoliopsida; Caryophyllales; Amaranthaceae. Gene Ontology annotation, molecular function: protein binding; zinc ion binding; histone methyltransferase activity. Bases 74 to 2203 code for a protein of 709 amino acids.
CGUACAUGUUAAUCAAAUAGUUACUUGGAACACAAAGGAAGGAGCAUUGGGAAUUCAACACUUGAGUUCCAAAAUGAAGAAUCCAAAAGUUGAUAAGGCUUGUUAUGCAAUGAAGGCCUUAGGUAUUUCCACUUGGAGAGUGAAACCCGUACUCAACAAACUUCUUAAGUUGUACGCAAAGCAUUGGGAAUUCAUCGAAGCUGACAAUUAUCGAGUUCUUGUAGAAGCUAUAAUCGACAACAAAAAAGAAAAGGAUGACGAGAGGGCGGGAGUUAAGAGGAAGGAGCCAAUGCGUGAUAAUGUGUCCGAACCUCUAAAGAAAAAGUUGCAUAAGGUUCCGGAAGAGGAUGAGGCAUCAUCCACAAUUGGUAGUGGUGAAAUAUCAGUGAUUCGUAAACCAGAUGACAUUGCUCCGCUUCAUUGCUCUCGUGGAACUUGCUCUGCCAUGCAGAAAGGGAAAGGUCAUCUUUCAUCCGCUAUGCUAUCUACUACCAAGAGAAUCACAUCUCGAAUAGGUUCAAAUUCGCCAUGCACUAAAUUCCCCAUAGAUGAAUCCGCUUCACUUCUAAUUCCGUAUAGAGGAAGUACCUCAAAGCUUCAUGCAGUGCUGCCAGAUUUAGUUGAGGGCUCUUCAAUGAGACUAGUAUCCGCAAAGUCAUCUCAAUGUAUGGACCAUGAAAAUACUGUAGAAAGCGCUUUAGCGUGCAGUAGUGAAAACAAAUUUGACAUUGUUUCACUGCCCUCAGGAAACGUGAAACUCUGUUGUAUCUUUCCACUUCGAAAUGUGAAUUCUCAUUCACCAGAUAUGGCUACAGUUCUGAAAUUAGUAGAAGAGGAGUUUCUACGAUCAUGUAAGAUCGUUGGGCCCCCUUUUUCGUUGAAAUCUUUACUGGAAGACAUUUGUAUGCGAUCUUAUGAAUUAUCCAAUGACUGUACAAACCAAUCUUCAAUUAGUACAUCAUCUGAAGUGAUUAGUCGAGAACAAUCCGUGGCCAUAAAAAGUGUUGAAACCUCAGAAGUUCACGAAAAUGAUAUGAAGCGACAGGCUCAAGUUUAUAUUGAUGAUAUUACUAAAGGUGAAGAAAAUGUGAAGAUUUCAUUAUUAGAUCAGCAUUGCAGCCAGCAACUUCCUACAUUCUUCUACAUAUCAAGAAAUAUAAUUUAUCAAAAGGCAAUCGUAAAUAUCUCAUUGGCUCGGAUUUCUGAUGAGGAUUGUUGUCCUGGUUGUUCAGGAGAUUGUCUGUCAUCACAAGUACCAUGUGCAUGUGCACGCGUAACUAAUGGUGAAUUUGCGUACACGAAUGAUGGGCUUUUGAAGUCAGACUUUUUAAGAGCUUGCUGCUCUCAGAAUCAGUUUAUUUAUUGCCAAGAUUGCCCAAUUGAGAGGGCUAAGAAUAAGAGAAAGCCUGCAAAAUGCUCAGGUCAUUCUGUAAAGAAAUUUAUCAAGGAAUGUUGGAGUAAAUGUGGCUGUAGUAUGCAAUGUGGUAAUCGUGUUGUCCAAAGAGGGAUUACACGCAGCUUGCAGGUUUUCAGGACGACUGAAGGGAAAGGAUGGGGCUUACGGACCCUGGAAGACUUGCCUAGGGGGGCCUUUUUAUUCGAGUAUGUUGGCGAGGUUGUAACGAACACCGAAUUAGAUGAGAGGAAUAAACGAAGUAGGGGCGACGAGAGGCAUACGUAUCCAGUUCAGCUAGAUGCAGACUGGGGUUCAGAAAGAAUUUUGAAUGAUGAUUUUGCACUCUGUUUGGAUGCUACAACAUAUGGAAAUGUUGCCCGUUUUAUCAAUCACAAAUGUUGGGAAGCCAAUUUGAUAGAGAUUCCAGUUGAAGUGGAGACUGCAGAUCACCAUUAUUAUCAUCUUGCUUUUUUUACAAAAGUAGACGUGAAAGCAUAUGAAGAGCUAACCUGGGAUUAUGGGAUUGACUUUGAAGAUGAACAUCACCCCAUCAAGGCAUUUCAAUGUCUUUGUGGAAGUGUAUUAUGCCGAGACAAUACUCAAAAAGAUCAUGCAACCUCAUUUAGCAUUCCUAGUUCCAUACGUAUAUAUGCAAAACGAUCUAGACUUAAAGUUGAAUGUUGUAAUGGAUUCUUAGUUAUGGAAAUUGCACUAGUGUUAUCACACUUGAUUGCUUAUGUCGUUGACAAAGGCAUUGAAUUCUUGCUUUUGGAACGCCAUGAAAUCAAAGAUGAUCCCAAGCAUUGA